Molecule: messenger RNA, 966 nt
Organism: Cylicocyclus nassatus
Lineage: Eukaryota; Metazoa; Nematoda; Chromadorea; Rhabditida; Strongylidae
Source: the annotation of a GenBank genome assembly
AUGCCGUUCUCUUAUCUUCUCAUUUUGCAUAAAGUAUGGCUUAAUCACAAGAAAAUGGUAUUCAAAGUUGGGAUAAUGGGUGGAUCCGGUUUGGAGGAUCCACAAAUAUUGCAAAAUGCAAAAGAAGUCGAGGUUGACACUCCGUUCGGGAAACCAAGCGAUAAGUAUAUCGAAGGAACCAUUCAUGGCAUUCCCUGUAUUCUUCUGGCUCGCCAUGGCCGUAAACAUGAUAUCAUGCCAUCAGAUGUCAACUAUAGAGCAAAUUUAUGGGGCAUGAUGUCUUUAGGUGCCAAUGUGAUUAUAGCAUCAAUUGCAUGCGGAUCAUUGCAACAAGAUGUGAAACCAGGCGAACUUGUAUUUCCCGAUUCUGUAGUAGAUAAGACCAAUGGACGCAAAUGCACAUAUUUUGAUGGAACGUGCCCACAAGUUCCAGGCGUAUGUCACAUUCAAAUGCAUCCAGCAUACAACGAAAAGCUGAGAAAGAUUCUUGUAACGACCGCCGACGAUCUCAAACUGAAAUAUCACGACGGUGGUUUCGGAAUCUGCAUCAAUGGACCUCGAUAUUCGACUAGGGCUGAAAGCCGAAUAUUCCAAUCCUGGGGCGCCAGCCUCAUCAAUAUGACGAUGAUACCAGAGUGCUGUCUUGCAAGAGAAUUGGGCAUCCCUUAUGCUACCACUGCACUAGUUACCGAUUAUGAUUGCUGGAAGGAUGAUGAGCAAGUGUCGAUGGAACUUGUCAUGAAGACAUUCAAGGACAACUGUUUCAAAUGCAAAAAUUUGUUUAUCGAGGCAGUGCAGCGAAUAGCCAAAGAGGACUGGCAGACAGAGAUUGCAACAGUCAAGAAAGCUGCUCGAGAUGCAGUCAUGGUUGGACCAGAGGUCGUCAUUCCUCAUCUUACCGUUUGAGAAAAUUACUAAUGGGUCAAAUACACAUUCCUGUUUUGUUUCUAGAUAUCUAAUAAACGU